Messenger RNA from Elephantulus edwardii (Cape elephant shrew), 972 nucleotides. RefSeq names its product YdjC homolog (bacterial) (gene YDJC). The transcript has 5 exons. NCBI's taxonomy places the organism in Eukaryota, Metazoa, Chordata, Mammalia, Macroscelidea, Macroscelididae. Bases 1 to 972 code for a protein of 323 amino acids. The record is from RefSeq and is a predicted model, not a curated record. Gene Ontology annotation, biological process: carbohydrate metabolic process. Gene Ontology annotation, molecular function: deacetylase activity.
AUGGCCUGCCCUAGGGUGCGGCUGGUGGUCACAGCGGACGACUUUGGUUACUGCCCGCGGCGUGAUGAGGGCAUCGUGGAGGCCUUCAUGGUGGGGGCCGUGACCAGCGUGUCCCUGCUAGUCAACGGCGCCGCCGCGGAGAGCGCGGCGGAACUAGCCCGCCGGCACCGCAUCCCCACAGGCCUCCAUGCCAAUCUGUCCGAGGGUCGACCAGUGGGUCCUGCCCGCUACGGGACCUCCUCGCUGCUUGGCCCCGAGGGCUUCUUCCUCGGCAAGAUGGGGUUCCGGGAGGCGGUGGCGGCCGGCGAAGUGGCCCUGCCCCAGGUGCGGGAAGAGCUGGAGGCGCAGCUGAGCCGCUUUCGGGAGUUGCUGGGCAGGGACCCUACGCACGUGGACGGGCACCAGCACGUGCACGUGCUGCCAGGCGUGUGCCAGGUGUUCGCUGAGGUGCUGCAGGCCUACGGGGUGCGUUUCACGCGUGUCCCGAUAGAGCAUGGCGUGGGCGGCUGUGCAUGGUUGGAGGCCCCGGCGCGUGCUUUUGCCUGCGCGGUGGGGCGUGAUGCACAGGCAGCUACCGGCCCCUUUUCUCGGCACGGCCUGCGGUGGACUGACACCUUUGUGGGCCUGAGCACAUGCGGCCGCCACAUGUCCGCACAACGUGUGGCCGGGGCACUGGCCCGGGCCCUGGAAAGUGUCCCCGCCAACCAAGCGCUGACAGCGGAACUGAUGGCACACCCCGGUUACCCCAGCGUGCCACCAGCGGGGGGCUGCGGAGAGGGCCCAGACGCCUUCUCCUGUUCCUGGGAGCGGCUACACGAGCUGCGUGUCCUCACUGAACCCUCACUGCGUGCACAACUGGCCCAGGAAGGCGUGCAGCUCUGUGCCCUGGAGGCCCUGGAUGCCAAGAGGUUCGGGGAGGGGCCCUUUGGCGAGGCCUCGCUGGAGCCCUCUCGGGAACCUUCCCUUUGCUGA